Rhea pennata is the source of this 3845-nucleotide messenger RNA. Its product is annotated as regulator of G-protein signaling 16-like. The transcript is spliced from 5 exons. Lineage: Eukaryota; Metazoa; Chordata; Aves; Rheiformes; Rheidae. Bases 224 to 811 code for a protein of 195 amino acids. The record is from RefSeq and is a predicted model, not a curated record.
UCUCGCACUAGGUGCACGGGAGCAGCGCCGCAGCGCCAGGCAAGAAACCCGGAGCCCUUACGCGGACCCGCGCCUGGGAGCGCAAUCAACGUUAAAACCCGAAUACUAAGUAUUACUGCCGGCAGCAGGAAGCCUUCUUGCAGAGGGAGCUCCGCCGAGCUCGUAGCAGGGGAGAGGGGCUCCUCUGCCGGUCCUGCGCAGAAGAGCCGGCCACAGCCGCGCUAUGGAGCUGAGGUCUGCUGAGCCAGCAGGGAAGGCAAAAGAAAGGGAAAAAGAGAAAGGGAAGAGGCCCCACAGGGACGCCUCAAAAGAGGUGCUCGAAUGGAGAGAAUCCUUCGACCAGCUCCUGAAGAGUAAAAAUUCUCUGAGCCUGGAAUCAAAAUCAUCGCUGCAAGUACUCUCCCACACUCCUCAGCAUCUUCCCUCUAGAUCUCAGCCAAGAGAUGGGGUGACUGCCUUCCACACCUUCCUGAAGACAGAGUUCAGUGAGGAGAACCUAGACUUUUGGCUGGCUUGUGAGGACUUCAAAAAGACCCGGUCAAAAACGAAGCUAGCCUCCAAGGCCAACAGGAUCUUUGAGGAGUUUGUUCAAACUGAAGCACCCAGAGAGGUAAAUAUCGACCAUGAAACCAGGGAGAUUACCCGGAAGAACCUCUCAGGUGCCACCUCUGCUUGCUUCAAUGAAGCCCAGGCAAAAACCCGCACCUUGAUGGAGAAGGACUCCUACCCCAGGUUCCUGAAAUCCGCCUCGUACCAGGACAUGACAAAGCAGGCCACUAGCCAUUGCAUCAGUAAGCGGUCGCAUACCUGACCUGAGCCAGCGCCAGUGCCGGGGGGGAAGAGCUACGGGACAAGGCAGAGGCACUGCAGCAGAGGCUGGAGUCUGAGAGACGGUUGGUGAGACCUGAGGACCAUGCGGUGCAGUUUUGGCUGAAGUCCUGGGAUUUUAUACAGGAUCUCCAGGACCUUAAAUGCUUCCACUUCCCAUGGAGCUGUUGUGAAGAGUGGUCCUCCCUCCCCACCACAGGCUUUCUGACUGCUGGAGUGGGGAACUGUGAAACAGGACUGUCGGAGGAGGGACCCGGGCAGAAAGCACUCACCUGCGAGCACGUGCCCGUUGCUUCCCCCUGCAGCACCAGCAUGCAACAGGAGACCCGCACACCGUAGCGAAAGGAAGGAAGGAACACAUCGGAUUUGGGUUGCAAGUCCAGGGAAGAGACUGGAUGCCCCCAAGCAUUGAACUGCACGUAACGGGAGAGCUUCUGCCUGCUCUCAGGACCCUGCCUCUGACCUGCACAAACAACCGUAAGCUGCAGGUAGUGCACAGAGUCUGCAAUUCCCACAGUGCCCAGGGCAACAGCCCAGACCCCUGUAGGGUUUUUUCCAUGAGGGACCUUGCAGAAUAGAAGUCCAAAGACUACCUGGCAUUUUCAGCCAGAGGGACUCUGCAACUGUCUUGUCCUGAUCAUAAGAUUCUUAUUCUGCUGUUUUCUAUGCAUGCGCUGCAUCGAAGCUUUAUACCUUCUUCUAGCACAGCAUAGGUAGAGCAUUGACAUUUUCUUUCUUAAGCUAUAUGACCUUUAAAUUGCACCUAAUCUUAGGUCAUAUGUGUACAUUUUUAUGAUUAUUGUUACUAUUUAUUAUUGUUUUAAAAUACAUAUUUAUAGAAAUGCACUGCUCAAAGCACACACAUGUCCCUGGCUCUGAGGAGCUUGUAAGCUAAAUUAUAUUACAUGUUUCAGUACUUAGCAUGCCUUCCACAUUUUCUAUAUACGAAACUAAGAGAGAUAAAUAGGCAGAUGCAUAAUAGGACCAUGGCGCACAAAACAGGAAUCACAGUAGUGAGAGCUCUAGUCUGGCAGGGCUGCCGGUGAGGCCUAAGAUGGGAGGUUUACCGUGAGCUUGGAGGACUGUUGAUGGCAGUAAAAGGACACUUUGCAGUCCAUGUUGUUUCCUUUCUCCCCUUAAAUAGAGCUUUGUGCCUGGCAUUUUGGCAUGUAGACUAGCAGCUUGUCCUGGAUGGAGAACACUCACAUGAAAUGUGCACUUUGGUGAGUGACCCUGUUGAAAACUACUUUUUUUAAACAUGCUCUCCUUAAAUAUAGCUAUUUCCUCAAACAGGCCUCCCAUACCAGGAAAGGAGUGCUAUAGGAUAAUAGUUCAAGGGGUGAUGCAGAUGGCUCUCCCUCCACAUCAGGCUCAUAGAAUUUAUGUUCUUCAUAAACGAUCUUACGGAGAAAAUAGUUCCUUUUAAUGAGAUAGGUGGGAGAAAUCCUGGAGCUUUCCCCUGGUUAAAAUCAGGCCUGGUGUUCCCACAGCUGGUGAAGCCAGUCUGCAGCCAUAGCGCUUUUAAAGAAAUGUGGUGAGCCAUCCAAAAGCGAGAGCUGUGGCUGGGAAUUUGGUGGGAGACAGGAAGAGCUUCCCUGGGGGGGUGGCAGAACAUUUCACAAAUGGAGACCUGUGCUGCAAGCUCUUCAGAAGCCCUGCUGAGCAGGUAUUUAUGGCUCCCAAAGCUCUCUUAGGUAGUCCAGACUCUGGGGCUGCAGCUACACCAGAAAGCUGAAGAUCCGUUUUGCAGCAACGGUGGUGGCAGCUGCUUCGGUUACUAGUGCAGAGCUGUCUCGGGUUUUCGGUGCUGGGUCAGGGAGUACGUGCCAUGAGCAUGGGUUUCCUAGUGAGACAACAGCCUUGUGCGGCCAUGCAUGCCUCUGUUCAUCCCUAGACCAUCUCAAGACCAAACCUUGAGGUCCUUGUUCUGCUGUUACUCACUGCUUGCCAAGGAAGCCUUCUUUUGGCCCCCUCCAAGCAUUUGUCUGAGUCAAAGCACAGGAUGACUCCGGCACUUUAUGGCUGUUUGAGCAGAGCAAGGAAGAGUCUCAGGAAGCAGCACCGGGGCCCUGGUGGGAGUCCUCUUCCGCUUUCCCCAUCCUGAUUCUACCUCUGAGUCUCGGUGGGUUCCGGCUGCAUUUGCAGGGAGAAUUUAGCUGCUUUAUUAUUUAUUAUUUAUUUUUGCAACUGGAACCACCUUCAUAGUGUUACUGAAGUGAACAACGCACAACGGUCCGUUUUCAAUACUAACAUAAUGUCAUUAUUAUAAAACGCAAAGAAAAAAAAUACUGUGACACCAUGGGUUUUUUUGAAGACUUCUGAUUUAUUUUCACAUUCUAAUUUUGGACUUCUGUAUUACAAAUCAUACAACGUAAAGAAAGAUGCUUGUGCUGCGUGGUUUGCAGAGCAUUUACAGUUGCUUUAAAAGCUACAAUAUCAAAAACAGAUAGAAAAACAAGGGGGAGACUUUUGUAAGAGGAAAAGUUCUUUGUGACAUUUGGCUUAUUAAAGUGACACGAACAGUUCACUGAAACAAGGAGAGCAGAAGUUAAGUUUUGAAUCUGUUCAUUGAUGUUUAGUAUCGUUUCUAUUGCUUGCCAUUUUCUGAGCACUUUACUGGAUUACGGUUCACAACACGUAUUUAGUAUCAGUAAGGUACUAUUGUCCGUUAAGCACAGGAGGAAUCAGGUUAGGGCUGCUGUUUGCAAAACUGAGUUUCCAAUCACUGUCAUGACUAAUAUUUGAUUUAGCACCAACAAUCUAGCUGAUUAUUGGACUCUUUUCUAACGGGGAAAGUACCUGGUGUGGGCGAGGGGGGUACUAGGAAACGUUGUCCCUGUCGGGCAGCGUUUGGUCCGUGCGAGGCAGCGCGCUCGCAGGAGGCUUUGGGACGGCCGGGGCUGCAGGAUGCACCGGAGCGGAGCACGGCUGACGUGCCCGAGCGCAGCUCGGAGACGCUGUACGGAGGGGACGCGAACGCGCCAAAUAAAGACCAAGCCAAACAUGUUUUUAAGCUA